CGGGCGGCAGUCCACCCCUCCCAGGAGCCGCUGUCCAAGAUGGCGGACCUCCACCGCCAACUACAAGAGUAUCUGGCGCAGGGGAAAGCGGGUGGGCAGGCGGCUGCUGAGCCACUGCUAGCCACAGGAGAGAAGGAGGAGCCCGAGGCGGGGGCCGGAGCGACGGGGGCGUGGUUGGGCCGCGCAGGCCUGCGUUGGACCUGGGCGCAGAGCCCUGCGGAGCCGGCGGCGGCGGCAGCAGGACCGACGUGCUUGCCAAGCCUGACGCGCACUCAGCGGCUGGUGGCGAGCGGGGUGUGCCUGCUAAUGGCCGCGCUCUGCUUCGGCCUUGCUGCACUCUACGCGCCCGUGUUGCUGCUGCGCGCCCGCAAGUUCGCGCUGCUCUGGUCCCUGGGCUCGGUGCUGGCCCUAGCGGGCGGCAUGAUCCUGCGGGGCGGCGCUGCUUGCGAACGUUUGCUGCGCGGCGAGGAGGUGCCGUCGCGGCCGGCGCUGCUCUACGUGGCCGCGCUGGGAACUACGCUGUACGCGGCACUGGGUCUGCGCAGUACGUUGCUCACGGCGCUGGGCGCCUGCGCGCAGGUGGCCGCGCUGCUGGCUGGGCUCUGCGGACUGCUGCCCCGGGGCACAGGCACGGCGCUGCGCCUCACUCUUGGGCGCCUGGGCCCGGGCGCCGCCCUCGCCAAGGCGCUACCUGUGUGAGAGGCCUGGGGCCCGCACCAUCGGAAAGGACGCAUCGUCUGCUCCGGGACUCGCUGUCGGGAGAUCACGCCAAGCCAGCCGCCGGAGCCCAGCGCCUGCCGAGCCGAGGACUGCAACCUCCGGUUCCCAGACCGCGCGGAGCAAAUGCUCCUUGCCAGAGAAUCUGUAAACGCUGAGCGGCUGUUAAAAACUGAGACUUGAGCAGUUUCGGAAGAUCCUCGAUUUCAGCGUUUUGUGCUAUACUCGAGAGCACGUGCUGUGAAAACCAGAUUUUGUUCUUAAAUUGGCGAUACGCUGUGAAAUAUUUAAUGAGAAAUUGCUUUUAUGUUAACCGUGGUCUUACAUUACACGCAGUAAAAAUUGCUCUUCAGUUUUAAUUAGUACUGCCCUUAGUACUUUUCUUAGACUUCUUAUUCGUUUUAUCCUUUAAAACAUCCAGUGCAGCAGUUUAGCUACAGUAAACUUGUUUUCUUUGGCUCUUGGAAAUUUUUUUCUUUAUUUUGCAGUAUGAGUGGAUCCGUGAGUUCAACGCUGACUUUGGCUACUGGGACAUUUUAAAAGUGCUUUAAUUAA
Molecule: messenger RNA, 1272 nt
Organism: Phacochoerus africanus (Common warthog)
Lineage: Eukaryota; Metazoa; Chordata; Mammalia; Artiodactyla; Suidae
Gene: SFT2D3
Product: SFT2 domain containing 3
Exons: 1
Coding region: 40-699 (219 amino acids)
Biological process (GO): vesicle-mediated transport
Cellular component (GO): membrane
Source: RefSeq, a predicted model, not a curated record